Rhinolophus ferrumequinum (greater horseshoe bat) is the source of this 1491-nucleotide messenger RNA. RefSeq names its product E3 ubiquitin-protein ligase XIAP-like. Lineage: Eukaryota; Metazoa; Chordata; Mammalia; Chiroptera; Rhinolophidae. The transcript has a single exon. The record is from RefSeq and is a predicted model, not a curated record.
AUGACUUUUAACAGUUUUGAAGGAUCUAAAACUUGUGUACCUGCAGACAUCAAUAAGGACGAAGAAUUUGUAGACGAGUGUAAUAGAUUAAAAACUUUUGCUAAUUUUUCAAGUAGUAGUCCUGUUUCAGCAUCAACCCUCGCACGAGCUGGUUUUCUGUAUACUGGUGAAGGCAGACACCGUGCGGUGCUGUAUUGUCACGCAGCAGUAGGUAGAUGGCAAUAUGGAGACUCAGCUGUUGGAAGACACAGGGAGGUAUCCCCAAAUUGCAGAUUUAUCAAUGGCUUUUAUUUUGAAAACAAUGCUGCGCAACCUACAAAUCCUGGUGUCCAAAAUGGUCAGUACAGAGCUGGGAAUGGUCUGGGAAACAGAAAUCAUUUUGUUUUAGACAGGCCAUCUGAGACUCAUGCAGACUAUCUUUUGAGAACUGGACAGGUUGUAGGUAUGUCAGACACAAUAUACCCAAGGAACCCUGCCAUGUGUAGUGAAGAAGCUAGAUUAAAGUCAUUUCAGAACUGGCCAGAAUAUGCUCCCUUAACCCCAAGAGAGUUAGUUAGUGCUGGGCUCUACUACACGGGUAUUGAUGAUCAAGUGCAGUGCUUUUGUUGUGGUGGAAAACUGAAAAAUUGGGAAGCUGGUGAUUGGGCAUGGUCAGAACACAGGUGACACUUUCCUAAUUGCUUCUUCGUUUUGGGCCGGAAUAUUACUAUUCGAAGUGAAUCUGAUGUCAUGAGCUCUGGUAGGAAUUUCUCCAAUUCAACGAAUCCUCCAAGAAAUCCAGCCAUGGCAGAUUAUGAAGCACGGAUCAUUACUUUUGGGACGUGGACAUACUCAGUUAACAAGGAGCAGCUAGCCAGAGCUGGAUUUUGUGCUUUAGGUGAAGGUGAGAAAGUAAAGUGCUUUCGCUGUGGAGGAGGGCUAACUGAUUGGAAGCCCAGUGAAGAUCCUUGGGAACAACAUGCUAAGUGGUAUCCAGGGUGUAAGUAUCUGUUAGAAGAGAAGGGACAGGAGUGUAUAAACAAUAUUCAUUUAACCCAUUCACUUGAGGAGUCUAUGGGAAGAACUGCUGAAAAAACACGACUAACUAAAAUAAUUGAUGAUAACAUCUAUGAAAAUCCUAUGGUACAUGAAGCUGUAUGAAUGGGGUUCAGAUUCAGGGACAUUAAGAAAAUAAUGAUGGAAAGAAUUCAGAAAUCUGGGAGCAACUAUAAAUCUGUCGAGGUUCUGGUUGCAGAUCUAGUGAAUGCUCAGAAAGACAAUACACAAGAUGAAUCAAGUCAGACUUCAUUGCAGAAAGAGAUGAGUACUGAAGAGGAACUAAGGCUCCUGCAAGAAGAGAAGCUUUGCAAAAUCUGUAUGGAUAGAAAUAUUGCUGUCGUGUUUAUUCCUUGUGGACAACUGGUCACUUGUAAACAAUGUGCUGAAGCAGUUGAUAAAUGUCCCAUGUGCUACAAAGUCAUUACUUUCAAGCAAAAAAUUUUCAUGUCUUAA